GUCCAAAGACGUCUUCUCAGCUGCAAUCCGGUCCCUGGCAUCAGGUUGCCUCAGCAGUUCAACUGAAAUACUGCCCUGAACCCAGUUCUGUCGAGCAUCCAACAGACAAGCAACAACAUCAUACCCCCUCAAGUCACCCACCAUGUCCGCUGAAGCAGCAAAGCCCGACCAGCUCUCGCAGCUGGAACACCAAAACACCGACCAGACACAGCAACAAACUGGCUCUGCGGCCGAUGAGAAGCAGGCGGAAUCAGGAGCGACCGAGACCAAGCCCAAAAAGCUCAAGGGCGCCUCCCCGCUGAAAAAGGCCGCCAACCUGGUCAAGACCCUCUUCAAGUGCCUCAAGAUGAAGCCCAAGGCCAGGAAGCUUGUCGACGACGACGACGAUGAUGACGAACGGCGCCCGCAUGAUAGUGUUCAGGAGGCCAAGGCCGGGGCUGGGGCUGUCGACAGCGAGGCCGCCGGCGUGGUUGACAAGCCCAUGGACAAGGAGGCGGCGAAUACCAGUACUGCUAUUAGUACUGAGCCCCCGAGCUUGGAUGCCAAGGGGAUCACGACGACGACCAUUACCGCGCAGCCCGUUGUGAAUUAGAGUUAGUACCUGCUGUUGUGCGCGCGCAGGGAAGGGGGCGCAAUAUGGGGAUACCGUAAUGGAGGAGGUUGAGUUUGCUUGCAGGCGG
This is a messenger RNA of Canariomyces notabilis, 680 nucleotides long. RefSeq lists its product as uncharacterized. NCBI's taxonomy places the organism in Eukaryota, Fungi, Ascomycota, Sordariomycetes, Sordariales, Chaetomiaceae. The coding region runs from base 143 to 592 and encodes 149 amino acids. The transcript has 2 exons. The record is from RefSeq and is a predicted model, not a curated record.